AUGAACAAUUGUGGAAAAGUGGAUAAUAGCACGUUUUUGUUCCAACAGGGCUGCUACGAGGUGUUCGCUGAUUGGCUUUAUCAUCAUGUAGCUAUUAUGAAUUGGAUCUCUUUUGCUUUACUCAUUGCUGAAUUGGUAUCACUUGCAGUAGCUAUUCCACUGGCGAAGUCUGAUUCGUUCAAAAUGGGAGCUUCACAUACGCGGUUGGUGUGCUUUUGA
This is a messenger RNA of Cooperia oncophora, 219 nucleotides long. NCBI's taxonomy places the organism in Eukaryota, Metazoa, Nematoda, Chromadorea, Rhabditida, Trichostrongylidae. The record is from the annotation of a GenBank genome assembly.